Messenger RNA from Funneliformis geosporum, 464 nucleotides. NCBI's taxonomy places the organism in Eukaryota, Fungi, Glomeromycota, Glomeromycetes, Glomerales, Glomeraceae. The record is from the annotation of a GenBank genome assembly.
AUGAUAUAGUUGUGAGAAAUGAUGAGAAAUUAACUCUAAUACUCGAGAAUGCUCUAUCUAAACGACAAGAAAUUCCAUUCAUGGCUAUUGAGAAUAAAGGAUUCACAGAAAGGAUAAAUGGAAUGUACCAUUAUGUAUUGCAUCUUUAUGGUCGUCUUAUUAAUGGCCAAAAGGUACUGGUAACUCUUAUAAACAUUCAGGUUUUCUUUGACAUUCUCAUACCAGACGGAGAAACUCCAGAUAAAUGCAAAGAAAAGGUGAGCGAAAUUCUCUCUGGUAUUGUGAAAUCAUAUAAAAUAGAACAUAUUAAAGCAUUCCCUUUCUGGGGUUAUCAUACUGAAAAAAAGUCAUAUUUACGAAUUUAUACGAAUGGUACUGGAGAGAGAAAAAAAGCCAUCCAAGCUAUCCAAGAAAAAAUUUCGAAACUGCUUCAGAUGAUUUAUACUUAUUCUACUGAAAGGUAG